UUUUUUUAUAAAUAAUUUUAUGUAUACAUUAUAUAUUAUUUUAUAUUAGAUUCUGAGCGGAUGUGUUGAUUUUACAAUGAUGUGUUUUUUUUAUAAAAUUUGUUUCCGUGUACACGAUAAGUAGGUAGUUGAAAUAAUGCUUCGUUUUCCAACUUUGAAAGUUUUACACUAGAGUGAAUCUAUAUUGUAUAAAUCAAAACAAAAACCCUUCGUAAACUUCUUGUAAAAAUUGCUAAGAAAAAAAAUAUUAGAUCAUUAAGCACUAUAAAGAUGUGAUAUAAUGAAUUAAUGCUAAGUAUAUUGAAUUUAAGUAAACGUAUUUUGUUUCAAUAAUUUAUUUACUUGGCGAGGAAUUAACAAAGUGUGAUGAACAAAAUAAUUAAAUGGCCAGUGCCGUAUUUCCCAGUAAACACUUUAAGCUAGUGCUUUGGGCGGUAAAUUAUUUUUAAUAUUACAUUUUUAUUAUUAUAUGUUACUAGAACUGAAAGCAAUGCAACUAAUUAUAAAAUGUUUUUAGAGCAACGAGAUUGUGGUAAUUUUUAUUGUAAGGUGAUUUUUAAUUUCAAAUUUGUAGAGUUUAUCACCUUAUAAUAGCAUUGCUGCGUUAGAUAUUUAUGAUUAUUUUAAUAAUAUUAUUAUUAAUAUUUAUAUUAUUCAAAAUUUUUUUUUAAGAAAUAAUUCCUCGCCAAGUAAAUAAAUUAUUGAAACAAAAUACGUUUACUUAAAUUCAAUAUACUUAGCAUUAAUUGAUAUCACAUCUUUAUAGUGCUUAAUGAUCUAAUAUUUUUUUUUUACUUAGCCAUUUUUGCACGAAGUUUACGAAGGGUUUUUGUUGUGAUUUAUACAAUAUAGAUGGUUAUGACCCGCCGACCGCAGACACUCGUCGUCAUUUGCUCCCACCUAGGCCUCGAGCUGCAUACACGAAAUUGAGUGGGGGAACCGGCCGAUGCGACGACGACGGCUAGCGUGAUUCUGAAUUUAAUAUAAAUUUCCUUUAAAAAUGCCGCACUUUUUCAUGAAUAACGUAAGCGCCGCCCCUAAUCGAAUCUAUUUUUCUACUACAGAUUAUCCAAACAAACACAAAAAAAUUAAAUAAAUAUCACUCCAUUGUAAAAUCAAUACAUUCAUUAUUCCGCUUAGAAUCUAAAAUCUAAUUAUUAUAUAAUUAAAUAAUUUUAAAUAUAACAAAAUAUAUUGUGUAUAAUAUGAUAUUAUAAAAUUGAUAUUUUAAAUUAAAUUAUCCUUUGGUGUGCUUAAAUGUGUGUGGAUUGACUGUUAAUACUUUUAUUUUUUAACUCUCGAUCCUUUUUAUUAUUUUGAAAUACAUAAUAGUUAUUACAAAUGUAGCAAAAGUACCAUGCACUUUUGUCCUGGAACCAUGAAAAAGAUGGCCGACGGAACAAUUAUAGUGAUGAGGUCUCACUCUAAUCAUGAGCGUGAAGAUGAUACCCCUCAGUUAAUAUAUGCUUUAAAAGCAGUACUAAAAAGAAGAGCUGCUGCUGAAAAUAUUUUAUUAAAAGAAAUUUACGACGAAGAGUGCUUAAGGCAUCCAAUAGCAGCUAGCUUAUAUCCAUGGCCUACAGCUGAAUCUUUAAUGCGUUUGGCCCGUAGGUCAGUAAUGCCUAGAUUGCCUGGGAACCUUCAGGAACUAGCAUCCUUAUUUGAUAAUGGGCAUCUUCAAAGAUACAAUUGUUGUGACAUUACGAUAUUUAGGAGCUGUAUUCGUGACCUUGAUGGUAAAACUAGCCUGAUAUUUGCAUGUCCAGUUUUGUCACAAAGUUUUUGUGGUACUGGAAUUGAGGAGCUUCAUGUAGACGCUACUUUUAAAGUGGUUCCAGUAAACAUGGGCUAUCAAUUAUUGAGCGUACAUGCUAUGAUACAAAAUUAUUCAAUACCAAUUUUAUUAUAUUCGCACUAAUGGAAUCAAAGUCUAGGAAUUCAUAUGACAGUGUAUUUCGAUAUGUUAAAGAUAAUCUUUUAGCAAACAUUUCUCCAAGGAUUAUCAUAAGUGAUUAUGAAUCUACACUUAGAGAUGUUCUACAAUCAUAUUUCCCUGAAGCUCGAACAUCUGGUUGUUGGUUCCACCAUAAUCAAGCAGUUUUUAAAAAUAUGAAAAGUAAAGGAUACUAUAGGCUUGUAAAUACUAAUCAAUUUGCACUGCAAAGCUUAAACCUUUUAUUUGGCCUUCCACUGCUUCCAUAUCAGGAUAUAGAAAGAGCAUUUCAAUUAAUUAAAAUGUAUGCAAUCAACCAUGGAGUAGCGAUGCAUAAUUUAUUUGACUAUUAUGAGAGGUAUUGGUUGCGCCGUGUGGGAACUCAGAUAAUUUCAGUUCAUGGACUUCCUAGGCGUACAAACAAUAAUAUUGAAAGUUUCCACAAUAAAUUAAGAUUAAAAUUUUCAGUGACUCAUCCCAAUCUAUGGAUAUUUUUAAGUAAUUUGAGUAAUUUAUUUAAUAAUUACCAUGUUAUAAUGAGGCAGCUUGAAAAUAAUCUUCAACCUACUAGGAGUCUGAAGGCAAAAUAUUUAUCACAAUCCAAAAGACUUAAAAAUGCCACAAGCCAAUACGAUGCUGGGAUCAGAAGUAUGUGGCAGUUCAUGCAAUUGACUUCGUAUACCACAUCAAGAUAUAUAUCUCGACAUAUAAAUUGGAUCAAUGAGGUAGAUCCAAAUUCUGAGCCAGAAGUGGAAGCUGCUGCUGUUGUACAGCCAAUUCAGGAACCACAACUGCCAAUAGCUCCACAAGUGUCAACGUGCAUAGUAUGUUUGAAUGCAAGAGCAGCAAAUAUUCAACAGCAUAUUGUUAUUCCUUGUGGUCAUGCAUGGGUUUGCAACAAUUGCAUUACAUCCCUUCCAGCACCAACAAGAUGCCCAUUAUGUCGAAUGGAAGAAGUCACUUUUCAAAGAAUUUUCUUAAAUUAAAAUUUUCUAUUAGUUUUAAAAUAUUUAAUUGUUCAUCAAACAAAACUACACAAUAUGACAUACAAAUUAA
Messenger RNA from Metopolophium dirhodum (rose-grain aphid), 2989 nucleotides. RefSeq lists its product as uncharacterized. The coding region runs from base 1918 to 2919 and encodes 333 amino acids. The record is from RefSeq and is a predicted model, not a curated record. The transcript has 7 exons. Lineage: Eukaryota; Metazoa; Arthropoda; Insecta; Hemiptera; Aphididae.